UAAUAGGUUUGUGUGCUUUGGUUUCACCGGCGUGCAACUCAGUCAAGUCUUUAUUGUCGAUGCUACAUAUGAUGUGCAAUGGCAGGGGUGGGAAAAGAUAAUGUGAAGGUGCAGGUGGAAGACAGCAACAUUCUGCAGAUCAGCGGGGAGAGGGUGUUGGAGAAGGAGGACAAGAACGACAAGUGGCACCGCAUCGAGAGGCGGCGGGGAAGCUUUGUCAGGCGGUUCAGGCUGCCGGACAAUGUUAACCUGAAUGAGAUCACAUGCAAACUCGAGAAUGGAGUGUUGACAGUGCAAGUGCCUAAGAAGGAGCCGGAUCAGACUGCCAAGAAUGUUAGAUCCAUCGAUGUGGCGUAAGUUUUCAGUAGUACUAGCUGAGUUGUUUUGUGAAGAGAAAUGAUCCUGAAAUCCUUUCCUUAAGAGUUGUGUAUAUUAUAUAUGCAUGAGGGUUAUGGAGGACCGGAGCUGUCCAAGCUUGUUAAUGUAGAAUACAUAACCUAAUGUAUAGCUAUAAUGUAUGGAGGUUUGUCUUUUUUUCCAGCUACCAAUGUUGAAUCACUGCAACAUAUCAAUGUAACUCUCUUUGUGAAUGCCUCUUAUUGCAAUAUAUCAAUCUAAUGAUAU
Juglans regia (Persian walnut) is the source of this 624-nucleotide messenger RNA. Its product is annotated as class I heat shock protein-like. The transcript has a single exon. The record is from RefSeq and is a predicted model, not a curated record. Gene Ontology annotation, biological process: response to hydrogen peroxide; protein complex oligomerization; response to salt stress. NCBI's taxonomy places the organism in Eukaryota, Viridiplantae, Streptophyta, Magnoliopsida, Fagales, Juglandaceae. Bases 79 to 357 code for a protein of 92 amino acids.